UAAUGUUUUGGCAUUAGUUAAGAGUGAAUUAUUGCUAACGUCCUGGGAGAGUUUUUCUUGAAAGUGAAGUGGGAUCUUUUACAGCUAUCUGCACCUGCAAAUAUUAUAUUUUGCUAAAAAGCAGAAUGGACAUGGUUGUGCAUUCGGUGAAUUAAGAACUUGGCACUGAAUUUGUAUUUUCCAUGGAAUAUAAAAUAUUGCAAGGUACUCCACAGAGACAUGAUGGAAGCUGACAGAAAUGGUGAUACUUAAUGAAUGGAUUUGUUGAACAUGGUGGUGAGGUAUCAGAAGGUUUGGGCAUUACCAGUGGAACAAAGGAAUUGGCAGAUGCACAAGAAGCAAUAAAGAUCUCAAGGGAUGUAUGACUGAGGAGGUAACCAUGAAGCAAGGUUGUUGGCAGGUAACCAUGGCGAUGACUGGGCAGACGACCUCCUACCCCACCAUGAGCAACCAUACAAAGGAGCGGGUCACGAUUACAAAAGUUACCCUUGAAAACUUCUACAGUAACCUGAUCGCACAGCAUGAAGAAAGAGAAAUGAGGCAAAGAAAAUUGGAAAAGGUAAUGGAAGAAGAAGGCCUAGGAGAUGAUGAGAAGCGGAUGAGAAGGUCCCAACACGCCAGAAAGGAGACAGAAUUCUUGCGGCUCAAGAGGACCAGACUAGGGUUGGAUGAUUUUGAAUCCUUAAAGGUUAUAGGUCGAGGCGCCUUUGGUGAGGUGCGUCUUGUACAGAAGAAAGAUACGGGUCACAUCUACGCCAUGAAGAUCCUGCGCAAGUCAGACAUGCUGGAAAAGGAGCAGGUUGGACAUAUCCGUGCAGAACGGGACAUCUUGGUGGAAGCUGAUAGUCAGUGGGUGGUGAAAAUGUUCUACAGCUUUCAAGACAAACUCAAUCUCUACCUAAUCAUGGAGUUCCUUCCUGGAGGGGAUAUGAUGACCCUGCUAAUGAAGAAGGACACACUGAGUGAAGAGGAAACGCAGUUCUACAUAGCCGAGACUGUGCUGGCCAUUGAUUCCAUUCACCAGAUGGGUUUCAUCCACAGGGAUAUCAAGCCAGACAAUCUGCUCCUAGAUAGCAAGGGACACGUUAAGCUGUCUGACUUCGGCUUGUGCACGGGACUGAAGAAAGCUCAUAGGACGGAAUUCUACCGCAACCUCAGUCACAGUUUGCCGAGUGACUUCACUUUUCAGAACAUGAAUUCCAAGCGGAAAGCAGAGACAUGGAAGAGGAACCGGCGGCAGUUGGCCUUCUCCACUGUGGGCACCCCGGAUUACAUUGCACCCGAAGUAUUCAUGCAGACCGGCUACAACAAACUCUGUGACUGGUGGUCACUUGGGGUCAUCAUGUACGAGAUGCUGAUUGGCUACCCACCCUUCUGCUCAGAAACCCCCCAGGAAACGUACAAGAAAGUGAUGAAUUGGAGAGAGACCCUCACAUUCCCACCAGAGGUCCCCAUUUCAGAGAAAGCCAAGGACUUAAUUCUAAGGUUCUGCUGUGAGUCAGAAAUGCGAAUUGGAGCCAAUGGAGUGGAAGAUGUGAAGAGCAACCCGUUCUUUGAGUGUGUGGACUGGGAGCACAUCAGGGAAAGACCAGCAGCUAUAUCGAUUGAAAUAAAGAGCAUCGAUGAUACAUCUAAUUUUGAUGAAUUUCCCGAUUCGGACAUCUUGCAGCCUGGAGUAUCACAGGCAGGGCUAGAAAGUAGUGGUAAGAAGUGCCUGUCCUCUAAGACAGUUGCAGUGAGCAACCAUUCGGAGUCAGAUUACAAGAACAAGGACUGGGUCUUCAUCAACUACACGUACAAACGAUUCGAGGGACUCACAGCCCGAGGAGCCAUCCCGUCUUACAUGAAGUCCGGCAAAUGAUAAACUUUGAUCCCAGGGGCUGGCGUCACUGCUUUAGUGCCUGUCUUUUCUUAGCAACUCGAUUCGUCCUUUGGUGGAGCCUUACUGCCGUGGACAGUGACAGUUGUGAAGGACUGAAGAUUUUAUUCCUAAUAUCCAGAUCUCCUUUAUAAUCUCUCUUCCCGUGCGGCAGGGGCCGGUAAUUUGAUGGGAAGCAGCCCUGGAGUUCGGGCAGCGCCUGUCUGAAUCAGCGGCAGUGGAAGGGUGAGUGGUGUUCCUGGGACAGAGACCUGGGGUCCAAGCCUCUGCCUUUCAGCUGCACUGCCGGUAGGUGUCUCUGCAUCCCCUGCCUGACUCUGCCCUGUCCACAUGGGUUUAUUGAGCACACCGGUGUGGCUAAUACAUAGUGUCCCCUUCAUUGAUUGGUGGGUGUGACAAGGGUACCUCAUUCCCCUCCUCCCAUUUCCCCUCCCAUAUCCCCCCCCCCCCCCCACCUUAAAGGGCCAGUGUAGGAAGCAAUUCUGGUUUUGUUAGUAUUGUGCAGAUUCCCCAGUUCUUGCCCACGGUGAGAGAGAUGCACAGUAUUGGGCAGAGCGCAGUGUAAUGAGGUUCCCAGUGUACAAGAUGGGUAGAAAGCCCAGUGAUUGGCGAGGCAGCCAGCCUGUACGUAGCUGGUCAGCUCACAUGUGGCCCAUGCAUAUCUGGAUAUGUAUAAGGUUGCUGGUGCACAGCUGGCUGGUGCACACCUGCCAAGCAUGCAGCUGCCACACAGCUGUUCAUUUGCUUCGUGCUGAUGCUGGGCAGUGCCAGCUCCCACCAUUUCUGUUAACGACUCUGCGAACACCAAGGUACUAUUCUCAUCAUGUGUUUUUAUCUAUCUCCGUGCAUUUAAUUAGAUGGGGUUCGUGAAGAACUCUGUGGUGAUUUCUCCUUCCUUUCUAACUAUAUGCAGUUUUUAUUAUUUUAUAAGGGGAACGUUUAUGGUGGUUCUCGUUUGUAAAUACCGGUUGUGUGUUUGUACCUGUAUAGAAAAUGUUUUCCUGAUUGGCCUUCCUGUCGGGAGAGGCAGGCGAUGGAGUCUGGAUCUCUGCAGGCUUGGCUGGGAGUCUCCUUCCACAGCUAAGGUCUGAGUUACAGUAAUACCUCGCAUUACAACGAGGAUCUGUUCCUGGAAACCAUUAUGUGAAACUUCAUUAUAGCAUUUUAUAACGUACAUAAAAGAAGUUAUGUAGCCAAAAAAAAGGGAAAGGGAAGUCCAGCAUGAACUCUGGAGGCCCAGGAACGGACUUUGCUGCAAUGACCUUUUUCUGUUACAUGGGCCUUUGGAAUCUGAGGUAUUACUGUAUUUGUAGUUUGUGCACCAGUUCCAGUUGGACAGUCUGGUGGUCGAAAGUAUGGUCUCUGCCCCAUUUAAUCCUUCACAGUUAAUUGGAAAUCCCUCCUCAUUUUUCUCCUGAUGUAUUUUAUCUCUCCAUUUCCCCCAACCCCCAAUCUUGACUCGGAUUGAACUCAGAUUCCAGGUCUAGUAUUACUUUAUAACUCAGUAUAUCGCUUGCUUGUAGAAGACUCACAUGUUUUUUGGUGCCACUUCACCUAUUAGAGGGCAAGAUAAAAAUCCAUGAUGCUGCUACUUGUGGACCAGAUAUUUUGGUAAUUGCUGGCCAGUGACAUAAUGAGAGUGCUCACACUGUUGAGCAGCGAGUGUUGUUUGGUCCUGCUCAGUUCUCCUGCUGGCUGUGUCCUUGUGCUGAUCCCCACCGAGUGGCAGUGGGAACCACUGGGCUUGCUGCUUCCUUUGGCUUUCGGAAGGAUUUCAACCGAACCAGAAUCCAGGAUGUGGCUGUUGGUGGGAUUUGGGAUUUGUUGUACUUUUUUAUUCUGAGAAAGUUUGUUGAAUGUGUUAUGACAGAGCCUUAACUGAGAGCAAGCAAUGGAAGAAAAGAUCCUCUCCCUCCCCUGCCCCCACUCCCCCCCCCCCCCCCCCCAAUCUGUUCUCCUCUUCCUCCAACACUCCCAAUGCCCAGUUCCACUCUUUCCCCAUUGAUUGGUCCCACUCCUUUCCCCUUUUCUCUGGGAUGAUCUGGAGUUGGUUUGUCCCAUUGGUCAGUCACUCUGGCAGGAGGGUAUUAGUUCUAGUGUAGGUGGGAUUGGAUGUCACCCUCUCUCCUGAGAGUGGACAGUGAAUCCAAAGCCCAAGGGCGGAGCUUGCAACUAAGUGGCUGAUGUUCAAGUUGAAGGGCGUUUCUGUAGGGGACCCUCAUCCCAGCAUAGUAAGGGGUGUUCAAUUCAGUUCUUGUGAUGCUAGCACAAGCUGUUUAUCCCCCAAAGUGCACCCACCUCUAACCCCAAUAGUAAUAGGCCCAUGGGAUGUGGUUGUAGAUGUAGCUCAAGUUAAUAUGACUGGGUGUAGAUAUUUUCUGGUGAUUCUUUGGGCUCUGUGGGACAACAAAAUUAACAGUAAAUUUAAAACCUCAAUGCAUUUCACUGAUGGGGGCUGCUGCUUCUCCAUUAUAGUGGACGAGUGCAUUCUGCCAUUUUCUGCUCAGCACCCUUCAGACUGACUCUUCUUGUGCCAUGUUCCUCACCUUGAGAGUGAACAAAUCCUUCUGCUGGAAGCCACAGGCACGGGGAAGAUGACCUUUUCCUUUGAGAGUUGGACCAAGCAACUGGUCUGAGCUGCUCAAUCCCAGUGGAACUUGUGGAUGGUUGUUUCAUUGAUUGAAAAUAAUCACCAAACCCAAGUCACAGCAGAAGGGUCUUGCUGUUGAUCUCACUAUUAAAAUUCCCAACCCUAAUCCAUCAGGAGCUGUGAGUUACCCCACCCAUUAAAACUAUGUGGAUGUUGAUCUAGAACCGUAUCUCUGCAAUGGUCAGUUGGGUGAGGUGCUCUAUAAAGCUUAGCAACGUCGGCACCUUCUCCUGAAGGGAAGACAGAGGAGAAAAGCCAGCUACACCCCACCCCAGUCCAGACCUGUCUGCUUAUCUGGGCUUCCAUGUCUAAGGGAGAGAAUGACCACAGUUCGUCCUUCAGUACCUGCAGGGGUGGCUUUGAUAGCUCUCUGAAGCAAGCCAGUGGAUGGAGUCUAGUUGGAGGAAGGGAUGUGUCCGUGACCAGUGUUGCUGGGCCUGGGAGUGAUUUGCGAUCUGGUGUAAGUAUUGUAUAAGUUGGAGAAUUGCUUUUUAUGAAUGGCCACCUACUUUCUUUAAACCUGUAUUAUAAAAGACCUUUUACAUAA
This is a messenger RNA of Pristis pectinata (smalltooth sawfish), 5076 nucleotides long. Its product is annotated as serine/threonine-protein kinase 38. Gene Ontology annotation, biological process: peptidyl-serine phosphorylation; intracellular signal transduction. NCBI's taxonomy places the organism in Eukaryota, Metazoa, Chordata, Chondrichthyes, Rhinopristiformes, Pristidae. Gene Ontology annotation, molecular function: ATP binding; protein serine/threonine kinase activity. The coding region runs from base 362 to 1861 and encodes 499 amino acids. The record is from RefSeq and is a predicted model, not a curated record. The transcript has 15 exons.